Messenger RNA from Myzus persicae (green peach aphid), 2239 nucleotides. RefSeq names its product T-box transcription factor TBX10-like. NCBI's taxonomy places the organism in Eukaryota, Metazoa, Arthropoda, Insecta, Hemiptera, Aphididae. Gene Ontology annotation, cellular component: nucleus. Bases 1050 to 2216 code for a protein of 388 amino acids. The transcript is spliced from 8 exons. Gene Ontology annotation, biological process: positive regulation of DNA-templated transcription; cell fate specification; regulation of transcription by RNA polymerase II. Gene Ontology annotation, molecular function: DNA-binding transcription factor activity, RNA polymerase II-specific; RNA polymerase II cis-regulatory region sequence-specific DNA binding. The record is from RefSeq and is a predicted model, not a curated record.
UAAUGCUUUACUUGACUUAUAAGUAACUUAUAAACGUAAAAGCAUGAUUACGAAUUUACGACAAAAUACUGUAUAAGCCAUAAGACCUUAAAAUACAAAAUUUGGAUAUUUUUUUCACGUAUAAUUGUUGAGCUGAAUAUAGGGCUAGUAUAGCCCGGUAUGAGUAACGUGUAUCAUCAGAUAUGUAGUAUGUACCUACCUCCAUAAUGAGUUUUAAACUGAAAAUUAUAUAAAUGUGUAAGUUUCGAAUUUCUAGAAUGAUAAUUGAUAAUUUAAAAAGAAAGGUAUAAGUUCGAGUACGAGUAAGUAAAAAUAAAACUGUACAUUAAAUGUUUUAAAAAGCAUCUACCACUUAAUAAAGUAUAAUAGUCAAAUGCGACUACUGGAAAAUAAAUUAAAAUCUUGUAGGUAUGUUAGGUGCAGUGUUAAAACAUUUAAACAUGUAAUGCAUGUGAGGGUGUGUUCAAAAGGGGGGACGAGAGGCCGGAUCGAACAAAAACAGAGGGGGAACGAUAUGAGCACGCCCAGCCCACUUGGCCAAUCCGGAACACAAGCCAAUCCCUUCACCGGUGGGCUGUAAAAUGUGUGAAUGAUGAAAAAAUAGUACUACGGCGACGUUAAAAAUAAAACGAUUUUAGUGACGGGAGAAAACGGGAUGACAGAGAAAUAGACCAGUAUUGGUGAAAGGUUCGCGAGUUUCGGUGUUGUUUUUUCGCCACCUUUAAAAAUCUGUCCUGGUUAAAUACUAUAGCCACGAGUGUGUUGACAGGGUGAUAUUCGUUUGUUUUGCUUUGAGUUAUCUGUUUAAUUUUUUUUUGGGCAAUAAAAAAAUCAUCGUCCGCAUUUCACGGUGGCCAAUGUACAAUAAUUAUUGUCGUGUAAAUCAGCCGCGGACGUUUUACACUUUUGUAUAUACUUGUUUUCCCAUAGUGAUGAAUAAUAUCAUUUUUAAAAUAUUUUUUUGCCACUGAAUAAACGGUUGAUACAUUUUUUAUAAGAGUGAAAAAAAUAUCUGUGUUGACAAAAUAAGUGUUUAAGGGGUGGUCAGCAUGCACCCGUUUUAUAAUACAUAUAGCAGUGGUGGGAACGUUGAACACCUGUAUGAUGACAAUUGGGUAGUGCCACCAUCAAAUACACCGAUGAAGGAUAUUGAAGCAUGUUUAGAAACUGUAUCGAGUACAAAUAUACAAGCAAUUAAAUCGACUUCUCAUCAAUCAUAUCUAUCAGCAGAUAGAAAAAGGUUGGAUGUAGUGGCCAACAGUCAAGAACAUCCCAAACUUUCUGGAGUUGGUGCCGCAUUGGAAAUGAAACACUUAUGGGAAGAGUUUAACGAGCUCGGUACAGAAAUGAUCGUUACUAAAGCUGGCAGAAGAAUGUUCCCUACAUUCCAAGUUCGAUUGUAUGGUUUGGAUCCAGUAGCAGAGUAUAUGCUCAUGAUGGAUUUUGUUCCUGUAGAUGAUAAGAGAUAUAGAUACGCAUUUCAUAGUUCAAGCUGGGUGGUCGCUGGUAAAUCGGAUCCUAUAUCACCCCCUAGAGUACAUAUUCAUCCAGAUUCACCGGCUUCUGGAGGACAGUGGUUGAAACAAGUCGUCUCAUUCGAUAAACUUAAGUUGACCAACAAUCAGAUGGAUGACAAUGGGCAUAUAACACAAUUAAAAAUCGCUAGUAAUCCAUUCGCAAAAGGAUUCAGAGACUGCGAGACUGAAGAAUGUGGCCCUAUGUCUAUUGAUAGUGAACCACAAGCCGCCAAUAAUAAAUUGCAAUGCAAAAAAAAUGUCACUGGAAUCCAUAACAACAAUAAUUGCGUUCAGUUCCCAAAUAAAGAAUCAACAGGAAGUUUGGGUGUGAUGGAGAACAUGUACAACAGCGACAGUUCCUCAUCUGCUUCGCCGCCACACAUGCAGGCUACGACGCACGGCCAACACCAAAUGCCUCUGAAUGCAUCGACAGCGGCUACUACCGCAACCGUACCGGUCACGCCUUACCUAAGCCAAGUGUGCAAUUAUGGACCGAUAUUCGCAUCGCCUGCAUAUGCACAUCAUAACUACUCGCCGUUUCAUGGAUAUGACAGACUACAUCAAAAGAAUUCUAACACUGAGAUAGCGACCGGAUACCAUAUGUCUUACCAGCACCAUUACCACCAUAGGCCUUCCACAUUUCAUGGAGCUCAAAAAACAUCCAAUACAUAUUUGCAAAAUGAUUACGCGCCCAGGUAAAAGGCGUUCUUGUCGAAACAGUA